Peromyscus leucopus (white-footed mouse) is the source of this 1898-nucleotide messenger RNA. RefSeq names its product cytochrome P450 2B1-like. Gene Ontology annotation, molecular function: oxidoreductase activity, acting on paired donors, with incorporation or reduction of molecular oxygen, reduced flavin or flavoprotein as one donor, and incorporation of one atom of oxygen; iron ion binding; heme binding. Gene Ontology annotation, biological process: xenobiotic metabolic process. Bases 31 to 1512 code for a protein of 493 amino acids. The transcript has 9 exons. The record is from RefSeq and is a predicted model, not a curated record. NCBI's taxonomy places the organism in Eukaryota, Metazoa, Chordata, Mammalia, Rodentia, Cricetidae. Gene Ontology annotation, cellular component: cytoplasm; intracellular membrane-bounded organelle.
GUGUGCAGUGGAAUAUACAGUCAUCAGACUAUGACCAUGGAGCCAACUGUCCUGCUCAUCCUCACUCUUCUCACCAGCUUUUUGCUACUCCUGGUCAGGGGCCACACAAAAGCCUGUGGCCAGCUACCACCAGGACCACGUCCCCUGCCCCUGUUGGGGAACCUCCUGCAGAUGGACAGAAGAGGCCUCCUCAACUCCUUCAUGCGGCUUCGAGAAAAAUAUGGAGAUGUGUUCACAGUGCACCUGGGACCAAGGCCUGUGGUCAUGCUGUGUGGGACAAAGGCCAUAAGGGAGGCUCUGGUGGACCAAGCUGAGGCUUUCUCUGGCCGGGGCACAGUUGCUGUGGUUGAGCCAGUUCUACAGGGAUAUGGUAUGAUUUUUGCCAAUGGGGAACGCUGGAAGGCCCUUAGGCGAUUCUCUGUGGCCACCAUGAAGGACUUUGGGAUGGGGAAGCGAAGUGUGGAGGAGCGGAUAAAGGAGGAGGCCCAAUAUCUGGUAGAGGAGCUGCAGAAAUUCCAGGGAGCCCCCAUGGACCCCACCUUCCUCUUCCAGAGCAUCACAGCCAACAUCAUCUGCUCCACUGUCUUUGGAGAGCGCUUUGACUACAAAGACUGCCAGUUCCUUCACCUGCUGGACCUGAUCUAUCAGACCUUCUCACUAUACAGCUCAUUCUCCAGCCAGGUGUUUGAACUCUUCUCUGGCUUCCUGAAGUACUUUCCUGGUGCCCACAAGCAAAUCUUCAAAAACAUGCAGGAAGUCCUCUACUACAUUGGCCAGAGUGUGGAGAAGCACAGGGCAACCUUGGACCCCAGCAAUCCAAGAGACUUCAUCGAUACCUACCUUCUACGCAUGGAGAAGGAGAAGUCCAACCCACAUACGGAGUUCCAUCACCAGAACCUCAUCAUCUCCGUGCUGUCUCUCUUCUUUGCUGGCACUGAGACCACCAGCACCACGCUCCGCUAUGGCUUCCUGCUCAUGCUCAAAUAUCCCCGUAUUACAGAGAAAGUCCAAAAGGAGGUCGAUCAGGUGACUGGCUCACACCGCCUACCAACCCUUGACGAUCGCACCAAAAUGCCUUACACUGAGGCUGUCAUCAAUGAGAUUCAGAGAUUUUCAGAUCUCGCCCCGAUUGGUGUACCACACAAAGUCACCAAAGACACUUUGUUCCGAGGGUACCUGCUCCCCAAGAACACUGAAGUGUACCCCAUCCUGAGUUCAGCUCUUCAUGACCCACAGUACUUUGAACAACCAGACACCUUCAAUCCUGACCACUUCUUGGAUGCCAAUGGGGCACUGAAGAAAAAUGAAGCUUUUAUGCCCUUCUCUAUAGGAAAGCGCAUUUGUCUUGGUGAAGGCAUUGCCCGCAACGAAUUGUUCCUUUUCUUCACCACCAUCCUCCAGAACUUCUCUGUGUCCAGUCCUGUGGCUCCUGAGGACAUUGACAUCAGUCCCAAGGAGAUUGGCUUCGGCAAAGUGCCCCCAACAUACCAGAUCUGCUUCUUGGCCCGCUGACUGGGCUGUGGUGGCCAGGUCUCCCCGCUCCUGUUGAGAAUGGCCCCAUCUUUCUGCCUCUGAGAAACCUGCUGGACUCCAGGUCCUGGGUCACUGCUCACUUCCUUCCUCCUUCCUGUAACUUCUGCAAAGCUGGAGAUGUGUUCUUCCGCCCUGUGAAUGACACUGGAGAAAUCAAACAAAUGUCUUUCUAGAAGUAUGAACAAAGAGACUUCUGGAGGCCACAUCUCAUACUAAGUCACUCCCAAUAGCCAUAGUCCCCAUGUAUCAACUCCCGGUGAUCCAUGAUCUAUGCUGAUGAACUCUGUAUAUGGUUGAAUUCUUUGUCUCUGGACUUGCCUAAUAUGUAUGUAUGGUUCAUGUCAACAGAAUCACAUAGUGUGUCA